Messenger RNA from Dermatophagoides farinae (American house dust mite), 4476 nucleotides. NCBI's taxonomy places the organism in Eukaryota, Metazoa, Arthropoda, Arachnida, Sarcoptiformes, Pyroglyphidae. The record is from RefSeq and is a predicted model, not a curated record.
ACGAAAACUGUACAACCACAACAGCAACAACAAUCAUCAUCAAUGUCCAAUAAUCAAUCAUUGAAUGCAUUAACAGUUGCUGCGGCUGCGGCUGCCGCCGCUGCUUGUUCAACAAAUUUUCAAGAAACAUUCUUUAUGCUUAAUGAUGAUGAUAAACGACGGAUUCUUCAAUCAUUUAUCUAUAAACAACUGAAUGGUGGUGGUUGUUUCACUGAACUUAUGUGCAAUGAUGAUGAUGAUGACGAUACAAUUAUAACUACCGAUCUGAACGGUAGUAGUCAGAUAAUGAGCCAUAAUAAUACAAAUGAUUCGUCUACUGUCCAACAUGUUAGCAGUAAAAAUAAUAAUUCUGAUCAAUUAUCAUCAUCAACCAAAUCACGAUCAUCAUUUGAUCAUACAGGAUCUAAAACCAAUAUGCCAGUGAUUCAUCGAAAUCAAUCAGAUCUAAUGCAAACACUAUUUCAAACAUUCAUGUCAUCAAAAGCAUCAUCGGUUUCAUCAAUGUCCGAAAGCAACAACAACAACAAUAAUAAUACAAUUACAACAUCCACGGCUGAUUUAGUAAAAUCACAAUAUCAUGGUGGUAUUAUCGAUGAUCCUGGACAUCGAUUUUGUUCUGCUUGUAAUAUACAAUUUAUGUCAAGUAAAACCUAUAAGGUUCAUAAAGAAUUAUAUUGUUCAACAAGACACUUGACACAUUCACAACAACAACAAAUCAAUUCAUCGUCAUCAUCUUCAUCAUCACUAUCAUCGACCAUUAUAACAACAAUAUCACCAUCGAUUGUUAAUCAAUUAAACUCUAAUAAUAAUAAUAACAACAAUCAGAAUAAUCAACAACAACAACAACAACAACAACAGAACAACAUGACGUGUGGUAGUAAUACUAGUAGUAAAUCAUCAUCAUUGGCCAAUUCACAAACAUCAUCCGGUAUUGGUUCAUCACCACCACCAUCAUCAUUUUCAUCAUCAUCACCAAAUUCAUCAUCGAAUUCAAUAUCAACACGUAAACCACCACAUAUCUUGCCAAAUGAUUUACAAGAUAAUAAUCGUAAUGAAUCCACGAAUGAUAUUGUUAUGGAUGAAUGUAAUAAAUAUACGGACUUUCGUUCACUAUUUCCUGGCCUAUUGCCCGGUGGUACAUCAUCAUCAUCAACAAUUGUACCGAUAAAUGGAAUGGCUCAACAAAUUAAUGAAUCCAUUCAUAAUACAACACCAAUUUAUAUUGUACUCUCAGCAAAUCCUUUGGUUCUAAUACCAUUUUCUUUCAACAAUGUUACCAAUUCAUUUGAACCAUUACCAAGUUUAGCUGCCAAUCUAGAUGUUUCAAUUGUGGAAAAUCUUAAACUUUUGGCUCCAUCAUCCAGAUCAUCAUUAAUGUUUCCUGUUGGUCUUGAUCCUUCAUCAUCAUCAUCAUCAAUGCAACCAUUUAUAACAACAUUUGAUGAAAUGCGUAAAUCUGUUAAUCUAAAAUCAACAAAUUUUUCAUCGCCAAAAAAAUGCACUGCUACUGAAAAAUCUCAUCAUCAUCCCAAUAUCAAUAAACGUUCCCAUUCAGAAUCGAAUCCUGAUCAACCAUUAGAUCUGUCGUCUAGUGGUUCACCUGUAACAAAACGUUCGAAAUCAGAAUCGGAUAAUCAGGACAGUAUGAUGAUUAUAAACACUGAUGAUUCUCCAGUGAAAAAAGAAAUGGAAAAUGAAAAUUGUGAAGAAUCAAUAUCGUCGUUAACUAAUAAGGAUCAGCAACAGCAAACAUUCCAAGAACACAUGAACAAUUUGUUACAGAAAUUUGCAAUGAUGCAAUCGAUGAAUUCUGUGGUUGGCGGUGCACCACAUGCAAAUGCAAAUCUUGUACCUUCAUCAGCAUCAGAUUCUUCACAAUUGGCAUCACAAUUGUUCACCGGUGGCCAUCAAUCAAAUCAAUUAGCAGCUGCAUUAACCUCCUGUGACAAUCCAGCACUUGCUCAAUAUUUAGCUAUGGCUAUGGCUGCAUUGACUGGUUCAAAUGCCGGUUCGAAUCAAAACGUUGCAAAAACAUCGAUUCCAAAUCCGAAUAAUAAUCCAACAAUACAGCAAUCGAUCGAUUUUUCAUCACCACAUGUUGAUGUCGUUGUGAAACAAGGUAAUUCACGUUGUAAUGAAUGUAAUAUUGUUUUCUACAAACACGAAAGUUAUCUUGUACAUAAAAAACUGUAUUGUGCUUCAAGAAGAAAUCACGAUUCAUCAUCGAUUAAUCGAUCUAUUAGUCCGAAUGAUUCACGUAAUUCCGGUGUCAACAGUAUUAUCCCGACAAACAAUCGUCCAUCGUCGGCUUUAUCCAAUUCUUCAUCAUUAUCCUAUACACCUUCUACGAAAUUUGCAUCGAAUUUGCACGUGCCCACCGAACUGAUUGGACCAUCAUCGCUGAAAACAUCCAGUUUGAAUCCUGAUGAAACACUUUCAUUAUCAACAUCACCAUCGAUGCUAUCAUCACGUGAAGCUGCUUCGGUUAGUCCGGCCGCUGCUGCUGCAUUGCUUUCACCAAAUAAACAAUCGGCUGUCUUUCAAUAUUUUUGUGCUGCCUGUGGUAUCAAAUACACUUCAUAUGACAAUCUUUAUGCCCAUCAAACUUAUUAUUGUUUGAAACGUAAUAAUAAUGGAUCAACAGCCGCAGCAGCAGUUCCAGCUUCUGCUGCUACGGCUGCUGUCAUAAAUGCGGCACCCAUAUCACCGGCAACCGUUGUAAGUCCAUUGCCAACUUCACCAGUUCCAUCUGUUUCUGUUCCAACACCACAAUCAUUAUUAACUCCACAAUUAUUGGCUGCAGCCGCAUCGCUUGGAGCUGCUGCAACACCAACUACUUCGGCAGCGGAAGCACUAUUGGAUUUUACCUCUCCAACAUCCUUAUCUCAACAAUGGAAUGCAUUAGUUACUGCUGCGGCUGUUGUUGGAGCCAAAACCGGUGCUUCAAUGACCAACAAUGGUUUAAUUGUUGGUGAUUAUAAUUGUCAUAAAUGUAAAGCAUCCUAUGUUAGUCCCGAAACGUUGGCUGCACAUGUUUGUAGUGCUGAUUUGCGUUUGGAACAAAACGAAAAACCAGCCAAUACAACACCAUCGACAUCUUCGUUGCAAACAUAUAAAUGUACUAUAUGUGGCUACAAAGGACACACAAUGCGUGGAAUGCGUACUCAUGUACGGGUCCAUACGGAAGAAUUAGCAACGACCGGUGCAUUUGAAGAAGAUUUUAUUGUACAGAAUACUGAUCUACCUGAACCAUCAGUUGGUCGCAGAUCAAGUCAUGGAAAUUCUCUGACGAAUCCUUCUCGGCAACGACGUCGUAGUAAUAAUAUUGAUGCACAAUUAUUAUCAUGUCAUUCGAAUGCAUCACUUUCAAGCAAUGAAACAUUCGAUAGUGUUAUUCGUAGUACUGUUUCCAAUUAUCUUGAAUCAGCAGCUCGAAGAACUAAAGAACAACAGCAUCAACAACAAGCUAUUGGUGAACAACAACAUCAACCACAGCAAAAACAACAACAAUCACAAUUAAGGAAAACAUCAAGCGUGUCACCAUUGAUUAGUGAAAAUAGUCAAAAUCAACCACCAUCACAACAAUCCUCAUCACAAUCAGCUUUACAACAACAGCAAAUCCAGAAUCAUAAUUGUCAAUUCUGUCCAUAUACAUCGAAUUAUAAAGGAAAUGUUAUUAGACAUAUUAAAUUGGUACAUAAAGAAAUCAAUGGUACAUCGUUAGCUUCAUCGAUACAACAACAACAACAUCAACAACAACUAGUAAAAGAAGCCAUAGAUGUAUUAAUGGGUGUUGAUUUUAUUGGUGGUGGUGAUGGUGAUUUAUCAUCAAUUGGUACCGAACAAACAACCGAUAUGAUUAACACCAUACCAGGUAAAUCAUCCAAAUCGCCUACACCAAAUAAAUUAAUGAAUGGUUGUAUUGCUACAUCGUCGGCAAUUGAUUAUUCAUCAUCGUCAUCGUCAUCAUCAUCGCCACCACCAUCAUCUACAUCGACCAAUAAUAAUGUAUCAAUGAAAAUAGAUUCAAAACAAAAACUUAAUCAAUCAUCAUCAUCCACUGCUGCUAAAAGUCCAUUAUCCAAUGCAAUUACAACAACAGGUAACACAGCAACAACGACUACUACGCUGACCAAUAAUAAUAAUAAUGAUAUAGAUAGUAAAUAUUGUAGUGCAUGUAAUAUUUCAUUUACAUACCGUAAUUCAUAUUUGGCACAUAAACGAUAUUAUUGUUCAUCAAAUCAUAAUGAAAAUACAUGAUGAUCAUCAUAUGGAAUAAAUAUUACCUAUUUGGUUCUGAUUCUGAAGACAUGAUAUUUAGAAAAUCAUGAAUCUUUAUUCUGUAGAAUUUAUUCAAAAAAUUUAUUAGUAAUUCUGGUCACACUUUUCGCAUUCUGUCUCUCUUCUCAUCAUCAUCAUCAUCAUCAUCAUCUUCAUAAUUAUUAUUUAAAUGAUCAUAUAAAUCGAUUGUAUUUA